GCGAGUUCAGUUGGCGCCUGGUCCUCGACCAAGACGGACGUUUUGUGCGUGUCAUUGAGAAACGUCGUUUUCUUUUCUUUUCGUACUGAAAGGAGAAAUAAAAAAGGAACGUGUGGCGUGUUUUUUUUUUGUUGUUGUUGCUGUUGUUUCUAGUGUUGUGAAAUUCACUGCAUCUUAGUUGGGUGCGUGUGUGUGUGUUUUUUGCAAUUUCUUCUGUUUUUUUGUUGCUUUUUCGUUGGCAUUGGGACAUUUGACAAAUUCGCUAUCCCGCACACUGUACUGCACAACUGGACAACGUGGUAUCCGAGACUUGUUGGUUAAUGGUGUGGUUUCAUAAUCAAGUUGACGGUGACGGAUUUCAAUGCCGAGUAUAUUUUCGAAUCGCGACAUGAUGACAUCGGACAAAGAGUGAAAACGUACACAAUCAAGUCAACUGCUGCUGGUGGCAAACGCGAGAAGAAUGUUUAGCCGUGCUGUAGACCACCUCCUGCUGUUGCUGACCCUCCACGUGGCCGCAACCCUCUCCGAUUCUGGUCUAAAAGGCCCACCUCACAUUUCUGGUUCGUUGGCGCCGAGACAAACGUUUCGAUUGGGAGAGACCGUCAAAUUGGAUUGCCCCAUCCGAGGGACGCCGACGCCCAUCGUCGAGUGGUACAAGGAUGGAGACAGCGUGACGGCCGGCUGGGAACGUUUUAAAUCGACCAGCCACGGGCUGCGGAUCAAAGAAGCCAUUUUGGACGAUUCGGGCGAAUACACGUGCAAAGGUGUCAAUGGUUUCGGCUCGGAGCAGGUCACCUUUGAAAUCGUCAUUGUCGAUCCCAACGCAAAAGUGACAGAUCCACCGCCUUCGGACACCAUUUUCGGACCGGAGGACACGGAGACGGACCUGGUGACGUGGAGGAAAAUGGUGAGGCCCGGCUCGGGAUCGGCUCCUCACCUCAGCGAAACGAGUCAAAUGCCAGCCGGAAGAAUUUGGCAGCUUCCUGUCGAUUCAACUCUCCGACUCAAAUGCGUUGCUCAAGGAGAGCCGGAACCUCAUCUCAUUUGGCUCAAGGAUGGCAAGGAGAUUGGAGACGACCGUCGUAUUGGCCGCUGGGAGCUUCAAGUAUCGCGGCUGAAUGCGGACGACUCGGGGACGUAUUCGUGCCGGGCCGUCAACCCCUACGGAUCGAUCAACGCUUCGUUCGCCGUUCAAGUUCUCGAUCGGACGGUACGGAAGCCGGACUUUGUUGGUCUGUACCCGCAGAACGUGACCAUCAUGGAGGGUUCAACAGCGCGGCUUCAGUGCCGUGUCAUUAGCGACACUCCGCUCUUUCUGCAAUGGCUCAAGAGACUCGAUCGUCUUUCACCGUACGAGGCUCAUCGUCAAGCUGUUGCCGGAAUGGACUAUGCCCGACCCGAUCCAGAUGGCGUCCUUCAGUUCGAAGGGUGGAGGUAUCGAGUGUUACGAUCGAGUAAUCCGGCCUACCAGGCUGACGACGGCUCCUAUCUGGACAAACUGGCGCUGGAAAAUGUCCAUCCGGCUCACAGCGGCGUCUACAUUUGCAUAGCCACCAAUGAGGCCGGUUACCAAUACCGAGAGGCUAGCGUCAACGUCAUCUCAGGUUCUGGUCGGCCGUUGGGUGAUGUAUCGUCAUCGUCGUCGUCGGGAAUGGGCGUCGGCAGUGGCAGUGACACGGGCACCGGUGGGCUGCCGACAGUGGUCGUCAUCGCCUUGGUGGUAGGCGCCGGGGUCGUUUUGGUGCUCAUGUGCGGCAUCACCUACUACUUCAAAUCGGAGCGACGCAUUCGGGCCAGGAAGGAGGGCGUGGCCGGUGGUGUGGGACAUCAUCAACGUCAUCAUCCUCAUCAGCGGGAGAUCAAGGAUCUCAGCCUGACGGCUCCCUGUUUGCCCCGUGGCGGAGAUCAUCCGCCACCACCUCCCACGCAACCGCCCCAGCCGCCCGAAUCCGUACCGAUUCAUCAUCGAUACCAACCGCCACCGCCCAGCUGCAUGCCCUAUUCGACUCCAUUCAUGGGAACCAUUCAGUUGCAGCAGCAGGAGAUGAUGCGCCUUCAUCACGGGAUGAACAACGGUAGCGGCCGCCAGUCGGGAAUGAGGUCGUGUCAUUCGCCUUUGGUCGGCACGGCAACGUCGUCCAGUGGAACAGCUGGAAGCAGCAGCGGUGGACCGCUCUUUUUAGGCGGAGGCAACGGAGGCAAUUGGAGUCACGUGUACCGUCCGCCUCCUUGUGGAAGAUCGGGUGAUCAUAGCAACAGCUAUCCCUAUCAUCACGAAGCCACUCUUAUGAUGGUGCCACCACCGCCACCUUCCGAGUCGGAGCACGCGUACGCCUCUGUGCACGGCGUGAGUAAUUACGAAGAUGUGCGACCGGCAGCUGUUCCCGCCAGUAGUCUAAUCCGACAUCCUCACGAACUGCGCAAUAAUCGAUUCCAGAGGAUCGAAAUGGUCUAAAAAAAAAACAAAAAAACUAUAUACA
Messenger RNA from Daphnia magna, 2480 nucleotides. Its product is annotated as fibroblast growth factor receptor-like 1. The record is from RefSeq and is a predicted model, not a curated record. Gene Ontology annotation, cellular component: plasma membrane. Bases 461 to 2455 code for a protein of 664 amino acids. The transcript has 12 exons. NCBI's taxonomy places the organism in Eukaryota, Metazoa, Arthropoda, Branchiopoda, Diplostraca, Daphniidae. Gene Ontology annotation, molecular function: fibroblast growth factor binding; fibroblast growth factor receptor activity.